Molecule: messenger RNA, 1356 nt
Organism: Bacidia gigantensis
Lineage: Eukaryota; Fungi; Ascomycota; Lecanoromycetes; Lecanorales; Ramalinaceae
Exons: 4
Coding region: 1-1356 (451 amino acids)
Molecular function (GO): oxidoreductase activity
Source: RefSeq, a predicted model, not a curated record
AUGACUACCAUAGAUGAGACUGAGCUCCAGAAGCUCCGAGAUGCAAACACCAAAGGCAUCGUCUUGGGCCUCAAAGCCUUUGCUAGCGUGAAACCCAGGCUAGACAUCGAUGACCUGCUUGCACAGCUACCCAAAGCGUUCAACUUGUUUCUUAUUGCUCUUGAUGAUCUGCAGAAAGAUAAAAGCAAAACUGGAUACGCUCAAAUUGCGGUCAUCGACCUUGCGCGUUCGUUUACUGGUAGUCUGAAGGAUGAUUACCUGCGCGAAGCACUUCAGUUCCGCCUUCCUUACUGGGACUACUACCGUCCUCGAGGCGGACCAGUCGAGUUUCCUGGGGUUAUUGACAAGGGGACAACGACCUUUGACUGGGACUACUCAAUUCCAAGAGUCUUCACGGAGAAAAGCCUCAGGGUCCGACGUCCUCCUGGGAACCAAAUUGAUACGUUGGAACGCAACCCGCUGAAUUUCUUCGAUCUAAAGAGUGCAAACAUCAUCCCCGAUGACGACUGGAAGAUGUACGGAAAGGUCGACCUGUUUCCGAGAGACCGGACUGUCCGCUACCGCCUUCCCAAUAGCACAAGUGAUACAGACAGUACUACUGUGGCAAACUCUACCAUAAAUGAGCUGCGUAUGGACAGCAACAGACUGAUGUUAAAUAUGCUCUCAAACAAGGAGACUGAUGUGUACAACAACUACGACGUGUUUUCGACCAACAAGAAGGGGACACCCACGGUCGCGAAACCCCCUCAAGAUGCCAAAGAAGCCGAAAAGACAAUGUGGUAUGGAAGUGGCUCUCUAGAAGCAUUGCAUGGCAUUUACCACGUAAUCAUUGGAGGAUUGCCCAACAUCAACACCAAGACUUGGGCGGGGCAUAUGACUCAAGUGCCAGUCGCGGCUUUUGACCCGAUCUUCCCUGAAGAGUGGUUUGGAAACCAGUCACUUUCAACCAAGCCCUUGCUUCCGUUUCGCAUCAAAAAUGACAACAAUGACCCAACGGUUUGUUGGAACUCCAAUCAAUCGAGGCAAUGCGGCACCUUUGGAUAUGAUUACCCAGAAAUACUAGCCGGAGGAGACGUCUUGACCACUGUGAGGAAGAUGUAUGAGUGGUCGGUCAAUCUCACGGCUGCAGGCGAUUUCGGCGAUAUACCGUCGAACAUGAAGCCAGCACCAAUCAGUAACGCUGAGAUAUGGCUUCCAGGCGCAACAAGCGACCUUCUGUCGGCGACUAACCCCGGGAGACCGAAGGCGCCGAAGCCACAGUUUUUCGCCCAAAUGCGUACACAAAACAUCGCAUUGCCGCCCGCUGAAGUCGCCUUGUCACGAGAAUGGUACAUCGAUGAUGAAGUCGAGCGGUGA